AUGCCCGAAGAAGAGGAUUGGUAUAGCGAGCGUGUUGACGGUUACUUGAAGCGGGAGGCUGUGAAGAUCCGUUGCGAAAUAACUACGACUUGGAUGGAAGGGGACCCGGAUUGUGGAUGUGCAAGAGCGAGAGAUGCAGAGCGCCGCCGAACCGGAGGGCGUAAGAGAGGCACCGGAAGGUGGGCGAUGAGGGAGUGGGACCUGCCAGGUCAAAUGAAGAACUCGUUUCAAUUUGAUGAAGCAGAUGCGGUUGACGCGAACCGCAGCGUCGGUUCUGAAUUAUCGAGCUGA
Molecule: messenger RNA, 291 nt
Organism: Pseudozyma hubeiensis SY62
Lineage: Eukaryota; Fungi; Basidiomycota; Ustilaginomycetes; Ustilaginales; Ustilaginaceae
Exons: 1
Coding region: 1-291 (96 amino acids)
Source: RefSeq, a predicted model, not a curated record